AUGCUCGACGGCGCUGAGGUCGCAAAGCACAACACCCGCGAGUCGUGUUGGGUCAUUGUCAACGGCCACGCGUACGAUGUGACGGAUUUCCUGGACAAGCAUCCCGGCGGUGCGACUGUUAUCUUGAAAUAUGGCGGGAAGGAUGCGACGGAGGAGUAUAACGCGAUCCACGCGGAGGGCACGAUUGAGAAGUAUUUGCCUAAAGAGAAGCAUCUCGGGGUAGUGGAUCCGGCGACCAUCGCUGUGAAUCCUAAACCCAAAGCUCAGCAGGUCAAAUCUUCGGACCCCAUCCCCCUUUCCAUGUGCCUUUGUCUAGACGACUUCGAAGCUGCGGCAGAAAGAGUCAUCAAUCGCAGGGCAUGGACGUACUUCCACUCCGCCGCAGACGGACUCAGCGCUCUGCGAAACAACCAGCAGGACUGGGCCAAGGUCCUGCUUCGACCGCGCAUUCUGCGCAACGUCAAGCGAGUCGACAUGCGCCGGGUGAUGCUGGGCCAGAAGAGCCGGCUGCCGUUCUUCAUCGCCCCUGCUGCACGGGCAAAGCUGGCGCACGAAGACGGCGAGCUGUGUCUCGCCAGAGGAGCGGCGCGCGCAGGCAUCCCGUACUGCACGAGCACCGUGUCGACCGUGUCGCACGACGAGCUCGCUGCGUGUCUGCAGGCCGAAAAGGUGUACAAAGACGAGGGCUGUCUCUUCUUCCAGCUGUACGCCGCGAAUGACCGGCGCGUGACGAUCGACCGGAUCGAGACGGCGCGGAGGUUGGGCUACAAGGCCUUGGUGAUCACGGUCGAUUCUGCGGUGGUGGGCAAACGCGAAGAGGAUGAACGGUACCGCGCGGAGUUGGACUAUCUGAACGGCAACGAGGUUGACCCAGCUGCGUACGUCAAAGUUGCCGAUGACGAGCCUCCCGUGCUGCGGGCGUUCCACAGCCCGACCCUGACGUGGGACGACUUGAAGUGGAUCCGCGAGUUGUGGGGGAACUCUGGGCCCGUUGCUCUCAAGGGCAUCCAGACGGUGGAAGACGCGUUGCUAGCGGCAGAAGCUGGGGUCGACGCUAUAUAUCUGAGCAACCACGGCGGGCGUCAGUGCGAUGACGCGCCCAGCUCGAUCCGCACGUUGGUCGAGAUACGAAGAUUCGCGCCUGAGCUGCUGCAGAAAGUGGAGAUCUACCUCGACGGCUGGGUGCGACGAGGCGCGGACGUGAUCAAAGCGUUGUGUCUGGGGGCCAGGGGCGUAGCGCUGGGGAGGCCGUUCAUUCCUGAGCGAGGAGAUCGAGACGACCAUGCGAUUGAUCGGCGUCACGAGCCUCGACCAGCUGAACCCAAGCUAUGUCGACACUACGAUUCUAGAGAGGGACAUUCCUCAGCGGCUGCCGUCUGUAGAGGCUGA
Messenger RNA from Rasamsonia emersonii CBS 393.64, 1389 nucleotides. RefSeq lists its product as uncharacterized. The transcript has 4 exons. The record is from RefSeq and is a predicted model, not a curated record. Lineage: Eukaryota; Fungi; Ascomycota; Eurotiomycetes; Eurotiales; Trichocomaceae. Gene Ontology annotation, molecular function: heme binding; oxidoreductase activity. The coding region runs from base 1 to 1389 and encodes 462 amino acids.